AUGAUAAACAAAACAGCUAAUGAAUUAGAACGAGAACAAAACAGUGAUGGACACGACCAGUGGACCACGAGUGUCAUAAUUUUUCAGACCUACACAAACCAGAGUGCUGUUCCCAUUGAAGCAAAGUAUGUCUUUCCACUGGAGGAGACGGCAGCAGUGUGUGGAUUUGAAGCCUUUAUCAAUGGAAAACACGUCAUUGGAAAGGUAAAGGAAAAAGAGCAGGCUCGUAAGGAGUACAAGCAAGCCAUAGAGAAAGGCCAUGGAGCCUACCUGAUGGACCAGGAUGCACCUGAUGUAUUUACUAUCAGUGUGGGGAAUCUUCCUCCUGGAGCCACAGUUCUGAUCAAGGUGACGUUCAUCACUGAGCUGCUGGUCAGAUCAGGCUCUAUAAUCUUCUCACUGUCUGGCAGCGUGGCACCAUGGCAACAGAGCGCCGCCCUUAAUCAGACAACUCAGACAACUGUUGAAAAGAUUGGUGUGACGGAGCUUCAGUCAGAGGGGGAGUUUUCUCUGUCCAUGUCCAUUGAAAUGCCUUAUGAGAUCAUAAACUUGAGCUCUUCACACCGCAUCAAAACCAAGAGGACAGACUGUAAGGCAGUGAUCAGCACGUUACCGGGACAGACUCUGGGAUCUGAAGGGUUACAUGUGUCCUUCAGUCUUUCUAAUAUCCACAUGCCCAGGAUGUGGGUCGAGAACCAUCCGGAUAAAGAUAGUCAGGCCUGCAUGCUGGUGUUUUAUCCAGACUUUAAGUCAAGCGGGGUGUCCAGCUCUGGAGGUCCGUCCAGUGUGAGCGAUGUGGUCAUUCUACUGGACUCCUCCAAGUCCAUGCGGGGAGACGCCAUGCUAAACGCCCGCAGGAUUGCCCUUCAAGUCCUCAAAUCUCUGGACCGCUCACUGAAGAUCAACAUCAUCUCUUUCAGCACUGGUUAG
This is a messenger RNA of Sinocyclocheilus grahami, 930 nucleotides long. RefSeq names its product poly [ADP-ribose] polymerase 4-like. The record is from RefSeq and is a predicted model, not a curated record. Gene Ontology annotation, cellular component: cytoplasm. Gene Ontology annotation, molecular function: NAD+ poly-ADP-ribosyltransferase activity. The transcript has 8 exons. Bases 1 to 930 code for a protein of 309 amino acids. NCBI's taxonomy places the organism in Eukaryota, Metazoa, Chordata, Actinopteri, Cypriniformes, Cyprinidae.